Trichomonas vaginalis G3 is the source of this 225-nucleotide messenger RNA. RefSeq names its product phage tail repeat-like family. The transcript has a single exon. The record is from RefSeq and is a predicted model, not a curated record. Lineage: Eukaryota; Parabasalia; Trichomonadida; Trichomonadidae. Bases 1 to 225 code for a protein of 74 amino acids.
AUGGCAUAUGAUAUUUAUGAAGAUGUUGACAACACAACUGUUCCUGCAGGUGAGGUAAAGUCAGAGGAACCGAAAAGUGACGAAAAACCGAUAGAAGAAGAGAAACCAAAAACUGAAGAUAAACCAAAACCAAAGUUUAGUAUUGGAACUAAACCAAGUCAACCUUCAUUAGCUGGUAUGGGUUGGCGUCAAAGACUUCUAGUAGCAGGUGGCUAUGUAAAGUAA